AAGUUUGAGCGCAGUUCAACUGCGGCUUUACGAUGUGCUCCGUGAUUGUCUGGACGGUAUGAAUAACAUGACCCGAAAAAUCUGCCGUCGGUUUCCUCACUCCGCUCGGGAUAAUUCAGCGCUGUGGAGGGCUUUAAUAAAUGGACUCUAACGGACAACUGGACUUCAAUUCAUCGUUUCCCUUCGCCCGGUGUCAAACGAAUGGCAAACGUGAAAGUCGCGGUUCGAGUCCGUCCGCUGAACACCAGGGAGAGUCUGGAUGGAGGACGGUUAGCUGUGCAAGUGGAAGACAAAGCGGUGAGGGUCCGAAAUGUGAAGUUGGAGGGGCGAUUGGACGGGCGAUCAGAAGGUCUGCCUGACUCCAGGGAGAAGUUUAUGGAGUUCGGGUUUGACUUCUGCUACUGGUCCGUGGAUCCAGCGGCUCCCAACUAUGCGUCACAGGAGGAGGUGUUUCAAGACCUGGGGGUGUGUGUCCUGUCUGGAGCUUCAGAGGGGUAUAACGUGUGUCUGUUUGCGUAUGGACAGACGGGCUCAGGGAAAACUUACACCAUGAUGGGCACUCCAGACUCCAUUGGACUGACACCAAGGAUCUGUCAAGGACUUUUUAGGUCCGGAGUUGAGUCUGCAGAUGGACAGAGCUGUAGAGUUGAAAUAAGUUUUUUAGAGAUCUAUAACGAGCGUGUGCGUGAUCUCCUGAGAGGUGCGGAGCAGAAGAAGCCAGCACCCCUGAGGGUUCGAGAACAUCCAGAGAAGGGGCCCUAUGUGCAGGGUCUCUCUCAGCAUGUAGUGACUGACUACAAACAAGCAGUGGAUCUGCUUGAGGAGGGCAUCGCUAACCGCAUCACAGCCGCUACACACGUCCAUGACGCUAGCAGCCGAUCUCAUGCCAUCUUUACCAUUCAGUACACACAGGCUAUCUUAGAAAAUAACCUUCCCUCAGAAAUAGUGAGCAAGAUCAACUUGGUGGACCUGGCUGGCAGCGAACGAGCCGACCCUCAAUACUGCAGAGACAGAAUAACAGAAGGCGCCAACAUCAACAAAUCUCUCGUCACCCUCGGCAUCGUCAUCUCCGCUCUUGCCCAAAACUCUCAGAUGUUCAGCAGCAGCCAGAGCAUUAACAGCGUGCUCAGUGAGGGUGAAGGGAGCACUGUGGGCAGUCAGUCCAGCUCUCUGUCGGGGGGCGGGCGCAGACAAUGCUUCAUUCCCUACAGGGACUCUGUCCUCACCUGGCUUCUCAAAGACAGUCUGGGCGGCAACUCCAAAACCAUCAUGAUUGCAACUGUCUCACCGUCCAGCAGCAGCUACAAUGAGACUCUGAGCACCCUUCGUUAUGCAGCUCACGCCAGGAACAUCGUCAACAAGCCCCGAGUCAAUGAGGAUGCCAACGUGAGGUUGAUCAGAGAACUGCGAGAGGAAAUCGAUCGUCUGAAGAGCAUGCUGCUCGGCUUUGAAAUGCAAAGGAAUCUCAGUCCAUCUCUAAGUGAUGAGAGAGAAGGUAGCUUGUCUGAUAUAGUCCUACAGAAUGAACUGAAGGUGGAGCAGCUGACGAAGGACUGGUCUGACAGUUGGCAUGAUAAGCGAGCCUUGUUGGAGCGCUACAGUGUGGACAUUAACCAGGACCGAGCAGGAGUCCUCAUUCACUCACUCAUGCCCCACCUGAUCGCUCUAGAGCCAGACGUCCUCAGCACAGGGGUCACCAUCUACCACCUUCGGGAAGGGGUAACAAGAAUCGGGCCUCAGGAUGACAAUCUGGAUGAGCCUCACAUAGUCUUGCCAGAAGGUUCCUCUUGCGAGAUUGAGAAUAAGAGUGGGGUGGUGACUCUGAAGCCGGUCUCAGGGAACAUCUGCAUGGUCAAUGAAAGAGAGCUCAAGGAGCCCUGCAGACUUGCACAAGGUGCAGUGAUUACAUUAGGUGGGCUCCAUAAGUUCAGGUUCAACCACCCUGCAGAGGCGGCUAUUCUGAGGGAGAGAAGACGGACCAGUGAUGGAGGUCUGGUCUUCAACUCUGCAGAGCUCAACGCAUCCAGUUCUGACAUAAGGGUUGCAGGAGCAGGUUGUCAUGAGAACAGCAAUGGGACGGCUCCCAUUCAGCGACUAGAGGAGCAGCAGUGGUACAUAGAGUGUCUACGAGAGGAGAUUCAGAUGGAGCAGAAAAGAGCGGAGCGAGAUUUGGAAAGGGAGCAGGCACGUCUCCGACAGCAGCAUACUGAGAUCAAGCAGUGGAUCGUGCAAGAAAAGCAACGGCUUGAAACCCACAGGGAAAAGAGAACAUUGGAGUCAGGGGUUCAGACGGAUGUCAUACUUCAUAGUGGAGUAUCAAGUCAGAUGACUGAGGAACAAGUUAGUGUUGAAAGAGCCCCACCAUCACCUUUAAUGGGUGACAGGAAAAGAGUGGUGCAGGAGGAGCUGCUGAAGCACCAUGCAUUGCGCAGAGCUGAGAACCGUGUGCGCCGCAAAAGGUUACAUUAUCAGCUGGAGAAGAUUGCACGAAAGCGUCAUCUGUUGGAGGCAAAGCGGGAGCUGCAGAGGCUAGAAAAAGAGCUUUUUGAAGGGGGUGAUGAAGCCUCAUCUCCAGACCUAGGCUACCCCUCAAAGUCAAGGAGACGUCCUUUACGAAGGCAUUCAUUUUCUGCUGAUCUGCUGUCCCGACUGUACCCCCAGCACACUCCUAUUUUCAGCCAGUUCCUCAAAAGGAAUAGAUCUUCUGACUUUACAGCGUCUCUAUCUGGCUUUGCUUGUGCCACUAAAUGGGAGUCUGAUGAAUGUCUCAGAGAUCAAAAGAUUAGAAGACGUUCCAAUACAAUGCCCUCAAGAUAUGACCAAGGAUCCUUAAGUUUGGCCAGUUUUUCUGACAGCAUCAAAAUUCCCAUAAAAAAUGCAACUGAAGCUACAAAAUUAAAAAUGGCCUCCUCAAGGUUGAUAGUCAAGAAAAGCAUGAAUGACCAAGAAAAGAAUUGUCUGGAUUCAAACACCAAAGCCACUAGAAAAGUAUUACCAAUAAUAAAACAGAAAAGUUCUGUGAAGGGAACAAAGAGUCUGUCUCAAAGUGGAAAUAAAAGUUUGGAGACCAUUCGCAAGGUUUUUUCCCACUCCGUUGGCUCUGGGAUCAGAAGUGCUUUGGCAAAAGUUUUCCGCAAGCCACCAUCAGGCUCACGGGGACAUAGGAGUGUAAAAUCUUUAAAUAAAACUGUAAGUCAGCUUAAUGAGAAAUCAAACAAAAACAAGACUGUGAAAGACUUUAAGCAAAAACAGGAAAAGUGCCCUAUCAAGCCGACAAUGUCUUAUGAAAAUUUGCAGCAGCUUAACUCACUGAAACCUAAGCAACAGAGACACUGGCGUAGUGCAGAAGUUCUGACAAGUACCAAACAAUGGGUUGCAGUUCAAAAAGAAACAGCUGGAUGUGUGGAACACUGUGGUUGGGAGGAUCCCAAUGGAUCUUCAGAUUGUGAUAGUAUCUUCUCAUUGGAUUCACUUUCAUCAGCUUAUGCUACUGCUCUGGCUGAGCAACUUCAGCAGGAGGAAUGUAAUUCCAGUGAUGCUGAGAGUGAAGACAGUCAGAUGUCUCGAGAUUCUCUUGUUAUGGAGAGCAGUGGAAAGCAUGUGACUGCCAGACCAAUGCUGAGGUUUAAAAAAGUUCCAAACCAUUUAACCACACCUACAAUUCUGGCUUCAUGCAGCUCUCAGGCAAUUGGCAAUAAAGAGCAGAUGAGAAUAUCCAAAGAUGUACCUGCAGAGGUUUUCUGGAGCCUUAAUAGUAGUCAGAAGUUGAAAAAUGAGACUGGCCAAGGCUUAGCUAGAGAGCCUUCACACAUCUCUUGUCUAGCAUCUGAAUCAAGGCCAUGUAGUGGUGCAAGUAUGAGAGAGACAGAGAAUCUACUUGCUCUCACUGAUGCUUGGUCAUCUACUGAUGCAGCUGACAGUCCCAGAAUCAUGAGGGCUUCAGGACACUUGAUCAAACAGGAUCCACGCACACUAAUAGAGAACAGUAGAUGUCAAAGCUCUACAAGCCUGGAUCUAUCUGACAACAUGAAUGCCUCAGAAAGCCAGAGCUCACCUCGUUCUGACUCCACUCAGGAUGGAAAUACAACACUUGAAGAACAAAAUGAUACAUCUAUUGAAAAUACCCUAUUGUUAGAGAGUGAUCUCAGUUUUAUCCCAGAGCAGGAGAUUUAUUUUAAGGAACUGACUACCAAUGCAGAACCAUGUACAACUCACACAGCCUGCGACUCUACAGACUCUUCAGAUGGGCUAGCAGUCCCAAACACCCCAACCACUAAUUAUGAACCACUGAAUCCCACUGUGACUGAAGCAUUGCUGAGCAACUCUUUUUCCAAAGAUGGUGAUGUCUCAAUAAAUACCACUUGCUUCCCAGUUAACUCUAGUAGGGAAGAUUUACACUUAAGAGAAGAGCCAUCAUCAUCCCCAGUGUACCCUGAGGAUUGUUCUAUAAAGUCUGACUCAGACCUGACAUCAGGUUAUCAGGUUUCAACAUGUGACAGUGCUGGAGAUCCAGCAACACAGAUUAUAAAUGAAUCACACAAAAAUGCAAGAAAUGCCAAUGGCCAAACCAUUGAACACUGUCAUGAAGAAAAUAAGUACUUCUAUACAAAACAGUGCACAGAAUUGGCUUGCAGAACAGAUACCAAAGAUUAUGCAUUGACAAUUAAACAAUCAGACAAGUGUGGCAGAAUUGUUAAUAGAUUUGGCAGAAAUGGCAAACACUUUGGUGUACAGUUGGAGAAUGAGCAAGUUAUUGGAGCAUGCGAAAUGAACGACCCUCAUACAGGCUUUAUGGGAAAUAUUAAGGUUCCAAAUAAAAGUUAUGAAUAUGUUUCAGACACAGAGACUUCACUUUUAUCUGCUUGUUCGACAAGCAAUGCAGAAUCUGUAAAAAAUGUAUCUUUUUUGAAAAACUGGCUAACACCCAAUAUGAUGGAAAACACUGAUCAAGAUAAAGAAGGCAAAAAAAAUAAAAAUGCACUAUUAGCCAGUGACGAUCAUAAGACUUUAAUCAGCAAAGAUCAUGUCAAUACUUUUAGAAAUGACUGUAGUGUAUGCGACAAUGGGCUAACACAAACAAAUUGUACUAGCCUGAAAUGCUCUAGGAGUCCAGAGAUUAAAAAUAUUAUACACCACAUUAAAGAGGACAGAAAAGAUGCAGGCCAGAUUGUGGAAAGAAAGGCCAAUAACCGAUAUUUUCAGAUGAGUGACUCUGCAAUUAAUGACAAAAUAUCAGAGGUAGUGAAAGAACAUUUUAUGAUGUCCCUAAGAGAAGACUACAGAGAAGAUCAAGAGCCAAUCACAAAGAAAGAAAAUACUUCUUCAGUUAAACUGGAUAAUUUAAAGUCCAAAACAAACAAAAAUGGAUUUAAUUCUGAGAGUACUCAGGCUGGACAUGGUGAGAGGAAUAGUUCCCACAUUUUCUUGUGUAAGUCAAAAUCAGAUAUUUAUACAGACAACUCCUCUUUGCACUUGGAUAAUGCCAACGCACAAACAGAAUCAAGACGUUCUUUGACUGUAAAGGAUCAAACUGUCUUGAACUCCAGUGAUACAGAAGAGCAUACUGCAAGGAAGAAAGAGAAGAAAGUUGAACAAGAAAGUAUAAAAUGUGGAUAUGUCAGUGAUGACAUGGAUUCAGUACUAUACUGUACUAUAGAGGAACAGAGUACAAAUCAAGAAAAAACAAGUGAAUCAGUGUUGUCAUGUAUCAAAGAAACUAUUAUCGAUGUGAAUACAUCAAGAGAGAACAUUAUUGUCUGCACCCAACUAAGAAAGGAUUAUACUGAUGCUUCAAAUCCUGUUCAAAGGAAAGAUUGCAUCAGUGAAGGGGAUUUAGAGGGUAGUAAAGACGCAAAAACACUGCUUCCCUGCAUGUCUGCACAAGAUACUUUGUCUCUUAACCUGACAAAUGGGUUGGAGAAAGUUCAGAAAGUAAAUCAGCGCUUGUACCAGAAUGCACAGGUAGUUGACAACAAAACAAAACUAAAUGAAAGUGCACUGAUCUCUAAGGAAAGGCACUAUUGUGACGAUAAACCACUAACCAAUGGACAUACAAGACUUUUUAAUGGAAAUUUAUGCUCUCCAAGUGAAAAUUGUCUUAUGAAGGUCUCAACUCCAGUGAAGUCCGGUAAAUGCAGCAUUCCUCAGGUGUCAUUGUCCUCUGAAGCAACACUGAAACAUCCAGUCUCAGAUAUACACUCUGAAAAUGCAGCUGAUAUUUUUCAGCAAACCACGGAGGCAAUAAAAAAUAAAAUGACAUGUUCAUAUAACUCUUUAGUAUCCAGUAUGGAAGAUUACCGCACAAUGGUGGAUGGCAAUGACCCAACUACUGAAGCCCGGUCGUUAAGCAAUCUUGCAUUUUAUGAAUUUAGUCCAGGAAAUCUUGGAAAACAUAAUGGUUAUGUUAGCCAAGAUAAAACUUCUACUAAACAUUCCUUGGAAACUGCCACUAUCAGUAGUAAUUUUGAUAUAGACAAAGAAAGACCUGUGGAGCACAUGCUCAAUAUUUACACUGAAGAUUUAAGAAAAGAUGCCACCAUUUCAGAUCUAAGCCAGGCAACAUUCUAUGAUACUGGAAAAAUCAAUAAGGAUCUACAAUCAGAGAAUCAGUCAGUCUACACAAGUAAUCAAAGAGAAAUGGUGGUUGCAUAUCAGUUUAAUGAUAACCAACAACUGAAAAAUCCAGAACCAAUGCCUAAGAAUUACCAGUUAACCUGUAUGCAAAAAAGAGAGCAUGGUAAAUCUGUUGAGGUAUAUCAAAACAACAAUGCAAAAGAAACUCACUGCAGUCAAAAUACAAAGGAAUAUUCUAAUAACACAUGCAAAUCUACAGACAAAGCAGAAAAGGUCACAGCACUAAAUGCUACAAAACAUUUUAUUACCAAUGUUCAUGAUGACAGACGGAAAGGAAAACAAAAGCGAUACAGAAAGGCCCACUUUAUUGCACCUCCAAGUUCAUCCACUGAUUCUGCACCCGAUUUAUCUUUGGAUGAAUGCACCACAUCUAAAUGCAGUGCGUCUCGUUCCAAACCUGCGUCUCAGGCAAACCUGCUUCAUAUCACUCAGAAUGCUCUUGGCAAAUACAAAGGUUCUCCACUUGAACAAACCAUUCCUUCAUCUUCUGCAAUUGAAGCAAAAUCAGCACAGAGAGACACCCAGCAGCCUAGAGAGAUACUUACCAUACAUAGUGAAGCUGAGAUUGAGACAAUUGCAUGUCAACAAGAUCAUGGUUCUACUGAAGAAAUGCAAAAGAUAAGGAUAACGGAAACAAAUAAUGAUAAAGACAUUACUUCAAUGAGCGGUUCUUCUUCCAAGGAUAUUUCAGUUUGUGUGGAAGACCAUGCUCAGUCAUUUCCACAGACAAGAGAUUCUGCAAUGCAUUUUGCGUCAAGUGAUAUUAACCCAUUUAUUCAUUCAAGAACUACUGUGGCAGUUAACACAGCAGUCCACAAAAAGCAGGCCUUUGGAAGUGCUGCCAAUUUAUCCUGCAAACACUCUCCACUCAAUAGUUCCAACAAGAAUAUGACGAGGUGCUGUAGUGUAGACAAUGGCCUAAAUAUUCAGGACUCCCCUUUCAGUUCCCAUUUGAGUGCCUAUGUAAAUCAUAAAGGCCUCUCUAGCACACUGAGUAGUAAUGAAUAUUCUAGAGAUCAAAUUUCUUCACAACCUCUGCUGAAUGCAGCUUCUUAUUCCACUAGCAGUUCAAAUAAACAGACCCUAACAGCUUUGAAAUGUGACUCUUACAAUGGUGCCUCAGAAGACUUACGCCACAGUUCAGGUCAAGUUGACGAAAUAGUGCUGGUCUACUCCUCUGAGUAUGAAUCUCAGGAACAUCCGAGUCCAAGCAGGUGUGAUCAAGGCACACAAACCAUUGAGGCUAAUAAGGACCUUAAAAGGAAGAACCGUCACAGAAGAAGCAGCACCCAGACACCAGUGUCCAAAACAAGGAAUGGUGCCCCAACCACGUGGACAAGUCUGCAGAACAUGUCUGAACAUCUCUCUGACCUGAUAAACAACACUUCUGAUCUUCUGGGGAACAUACAGUGUAUGCGAACAGGGGAAACGCCACCAAAGUAUGAGCAGCCUAAACACUGUUUCCAGGUUUCAUCUGGCAGUAACUACAAGCGGGACUGUUGUACACAAACUUCACUGGACAUUGGGGUCCAGACAGAGAACUCUCCAAAGUCAACAAAUACUACAGCCCAUGAAGUAAAUGUUAUUGUUAAAGUCAUUGGCUCGGAUAAUUGUAAUGUGUCACAGCUUGAUGGUGAUGCCAAGAUUCUGAAGAAUAUAUGUGAACGUGAACAGGCUUACGAAAGGAUUAAAAGCUUACCUGAUUUACGUCCCAAAAGUUCAAAGGUGACUGAGAGUCAACCUUUUUUGAUUCCUCCCCAAAAGGUACUUUCAUUAGAGACUCUUGUGCCAAAUCAGGAUGCUCCUACUUUGGAAGAAAACACAGUAGAUCAUUUCUGUAAGAAGUCUUCAUCCAGCUUCCUUGGAGCAAAAAGCUUGCAUAUGAAGCAAGAGGAGAAGCAGGCUUAUAACAGGAAUGUAGACAUAAAGAAUUUAUGCUUUAAUAAACAAAUUAUGCUUAUGGAUCGUGCAUGCUCUCCUAUCCUUACAGUGAAGGCUGCAAGAUACAUCCAGCAAAGACAAGUAAAAAGCCAGGCUUCAACAAACCAUAAAACUGAGGGACAAGAGAAUCAGUACUCAAAUGUAUACAACGUGCCACUGAAAGGUCAUAAAUUCUCCAACCAUGAAAAUAAGGUUCUAGAUAAUGAGGACGUUUGUAUCCUUCACAGUAAAAAUGCAAAGACACCAUCUACAUCAGUGUCAUCUGUGACCUAUGAAAACCUAAGUGACAUUAGUUGUCCAAAUCUAGGUGGAUCUGACGACUUCUCAAAUAGUAUCAGUCCCUGCAGCAAGUGCAUGAAAAAUGAGAGGAAUGACUAUUGUCAUGAAGUUGAAAACAGGGUAAUGAGCAAACCCACUAUUAUACGUUCCCCAUCUCAGCCACAAAGAAUGUCCCUCUCUCCUCCUGGUGUCCAACUUGCAUCCUUUUCAGAUAACAUCAGACAAUCUAAAAUGGAAGCUCUAGAAAGACCUAAUUUGUCAAUUGAGAAUAGUCAUUUGAGUCCCAGAUCUUCAGAGUAUAUAAUAAAGAGUUGGGCUCAUUCAAAACAAAGCACUGUGCAACAGCAGGAAGAUGACGUGAUGUCUCUGGUGCCAAGCGAGUGCAACACAGAUGUUCUGGUCAGCAUCAAUCCUCUGGCAGAAACCAGUAUGCUCAAAGAUCAACAGUGGAUCCCUGAUGAUCUGCCCAUGCACAAUAAAUUUACGAACUGGUCUGGCAUUAAUCAGCGGACACCAGCGACACAUAGUAAGAUUCACAGAACAACUGGACAGCACUUCACAAAGCUUAGUUACUGGCAAGAACCAUCAGAGAAAACAGACAGGAGAGCACAAGAAAUUGAGAAGCUGAGGAAAGAACGUGAGCGGGUUUUAGCCUCUGUACAUAUGGAUCUGAGCCCUCAUCAGCUGACUGUUGAACUCACAGAGGCCAAGCUGCAUUACGGCCAAGGGGAAACAGACACUCUGCUUAAAAUUCUCAAGUCUGGUUCUAAAGAGGCGUCUUCAGCCUGUAACAAACAGGAGCUGCUUAACAGGCACAGGAAGAGCAUUGAGAGUUUGAGAAAAGACAGAGAAGCCCGUCUCCAGAUGUGCCGUCGUGCUCGGAGCCUCAGUCCUAGUAAGCAUCGGAUCCCUAUAAAUCAUGAGGACCAAUCUAAAAGAGUUUCAGACCUGCCAAGCAGACGUAGGGAAUAUCUGCAGCAGCUCAGACAAGAAAUUGUCGAAACCAGCAGAGUUCCUGAUCCGCCAAAAAGGGAGGGUCAAUGUCCAUCUGACAUCGAGCUUCUAUUGCGUGACUACAGCCGAGCACGAGAAGAGGCAAGAGCCGAGAUUGCACGAGCACGAGACCGACUCCGUGAGAGGACCGAACAGGAGAAGAGACGACUACAGCAGCAAGCUCUCUCGCAGGCAGUGAAGGACGACCUGCGGUUUCGCACACGCAUGAGUAACAGUACUUUAUGCAGUGGUUCGAACCUGAGUCUUUCCUCGGGGCCCACUUCAGGGUACAAUAGCAGCAAUGCUGCCAUACUGAAAGACAUGACCUCACCAUUAAUACAGGUAAACGGAGUCUCAGAAUUCAAAGUAAGAACUCGACCUCCAGUGAUCCCGUUGCAGACUUCAAAAGCUCAGCGUAGAUGGCUGUCAGUCCAGGAUGUCAGCCUGGAGACAUCUGUCACUGGAUAUGAGUCGUCAUCCACUCCAUCAUCUCCUCCCUUUGCUCGACAGCGCACUCUCUCCUUUGGCUCUCCUUCAUCUAUAUCUACUUCAUAUCAGGAUAUUGCAGACUGUACUCUUGCCAGUGCUAUUUCAGAAGUGUAUUUGGCCUCUGGUGGUGACGCGAGGAGUCUGCUGGCAGGGAAGGCAGCUGCUGGUUGGAGGCAUCAAGGUGCGGAGAGAGGCGUUCAAGUCUUUCACAAGGCUGCUUCCAGACCCUCAGCUCAUGGGUUUCUUGGAGCAGUUGAGCUGGAGAGACCUUUGGCCAGCCUGUGGUCUAUAGUUCGGGAUCACUCAAAGACUCACCUCUACCACGAGUCUAUUAAAUCUGCCUGGACACGACCGCUGGACGACAGCACGCAACUAGUCUAUCUUUUGACGGACGUAUCCAACUGCCAGCUUAAACAGCCGCGGGACUUCUGCUGCCUCAGUACAGAAUCCAAACAGGAUGAUAUGUGGGUGCUGGCCAUGCAGUCUGUAUUCGAGGAGACGCUACCACGACCCAGGGUGGAUACUAUACGUGGUGAGAUUCUCCCCAGCGCUUGGAUCCUUCAACCCAGCCAGCGUAAUGGUCGAGAGGUUGUCACUGUCAUCUACUUGUUACAAGUGGAUUUGGGAAGCCCUUCCUUGGCUCCUAGACUGCUGAAGACGGUUUCUAGGAAGCAAGCAGCUGUCAUAGCAGACCUCGAUUCUUUCUUCUCUUUAUGACAAAUCAGGUUACGGACGUAGCAACAAGCACUUACACUAAAGCCCUGAAGGUUUUUGCUAAGAUUUGCACCUCACGUUCUCGCUCUUUACUUGAUUCUUUUUCACAUAGCACUGAUGUACGAUUAUAUUGUGUAACGCGUUAUCUUGCCUUAUUUAAUUUUGUCUUAAUCGUUGUCAUUGAAUAACUUUUGCCCCCAUGUGCCAAAGUAUUAAUUAUUGUUUUAAUUAUGGUUAUAAUUACUUUAAUCAAAGUAAAAUCCCAAAGCUUUUUUCCAUGUAUCUAUAUAGUUAUCACUCGAUUACGAAUUGAUAUAGACUAAACUAUGCAUAGCAAGGAGGGAUAUUCAUAUAAAAACAAUCAACUGCGUUACAGUAUUUUUUAAAUGCAUAGCAUUGUCUUACACUACUAUCAGAAAGAACUAGUAUGUAAAACUUGAACUUGAACAUCAGCUGUAGAAACUUUUUUUCAACUUUAUUCUGUAAUAGCCAGUACAGUGCCUUUCAUAAAUACGUCCAGUUCCUUUCUUUUUUGCUGGUGGUAUAGUUUUUUUUCAAUCAUUUUCAUUUUUGUUUGUUUUUACGACAAGUUCUAUAUUGGCUGAAAUGGGAUAGAUUGGCCGUCAUAAGACUGUUAUUAUUGAUAUUGACAUUUUCAGUAUUGUCAUUUUUAUUUUUAUAAAACGUGCAUGCGAAAUGUUCUUUUUAAAUUUCUUUGCAAUGAAAUGCGAACAAAAGUGAAUCGUUUUUAACAUGAACUGCUUAACUUCCUACAGCGUAUAGGUAAUAUACAUAUUUGGAUUUGCAUUAAAGCCAUAGCAUUUUGACAAGGCGAUCAAGAGAGCCUUUGCUCAAGCACUGUAGGAUGAUACAACACCAGUGGUUUUAUCUAGCUAAAAUGUAAACGACAAAAAAAAAUGAAGAAUUUCUUUUUUAUUAUUAUAUCACAUUGUUUUAAUAUACUGUUAUUGUCUUCUAUAAUAUGUAAGCUAUUAUCUAAAUGCAAAAUAAUUUAUGUUUUAAAAUGUUCUUUAUUUUUACAGUUUCUUUUAUGUUUCUUCGGAAGAGCUUCCAAAAUCUUAAUGACUUAAUUUAUGAACCAGAACAUAUUUUUAUUAAAUACAUUUUUCAUACGUUU
Messenger RNA from Puntigrus tetrazona (Sumatra barb), 12187 nucleotides. It is a transcript of the gene stard9, whose product is annotated as StAR-related lipid transfer (START) domain containing 9. Gene Ontology annotation, biological process: microtubule-based movement. Bases 202 to 11052 code for a protein of 3616 amino acids. The record is from RefSeq and is a predicted model, not a curated record. Gene Ontology annotation, molecular function: microtubule binding; microtubule motor activity; ATP binding. The transcript is spliced from 32 exons. Lineage: Eukaryota; Metazoa; Chordata; Actinopteri; Cypriniformes; Cyprinidae.